AUGCAGUUGCCAUUCUCGGGCCCGUUCCGCUAUUCAUACAUAGACUCUGAUGGACAGCCAAGCAGCACGAACACGCCAGUGGAAUCGCCAGCGUACCCUCCUCCGUUUACGUUUGUUCAGGAGCAAAGUAAUCCACCGGUGAAGCGUGAAAAAAGGAAAUAUCGUUGUCGUAAACGAAGUCCGGCGACUAUUGAGAGAGCUCGAGCAGUUCGUCGGGAUAAAAUUCUCAUAAGAGAAAAGGAGAGAAUCAACAAAACGGUCCAAACGACACUUGUGCAGGCGAAUGCUCGUGAACGUCGUCGCAUGAACAACCUGAACGACGCGCUCGAACAUCUGAGGACGCUGCUUCCAUCGGUUCCCGACGAACCGAAGAUGACUAAGAUUGAAACGCUACGAGUCGCCCAAGGCUACAUCACAUUCCUGUCGUCGAUCCUGGCCGACUCAGACGGCUAUCGUCCACCGCUUGAGAUCACACCUUAUACGAGUCCGGCCUAUCCAUCUGUUUGGCCAACCAAAAAUAAACAAUAG
Messenger RNA from Angiostrongylus costaricensis, 528 nucleotides. NCBI's taxonomy places the organism in Eukaryota, Metazoa, Nematoda, Chromadorea, Rhabditida, Metastrongylidae. The record is from the annotation of a GenBank genome assembly.